Messenger RNA from Paracoccidioides brasiliensis Pb18, 2244 nucleotides. RefSeq lists its product as uncharacterized. The record is from RefSeq and is a predicted model, not a curated record. The transcript has 2 exons. The coding region runs from base 1 to 2244 and encodes 747 amino acids.
AUGACCACCCUUUCACCUCAUGAUUCUGAUAUCAUUGCAAAGCAUCCUUUUAAUGACUCGCUAAAUUCGCUGCGAGGCCCACUUCAGGAGGCAGAGCAAGCAUAUGAUGCCUCAGCUGAUCCUAAGGAUGAAAUCUGUCAAAGGGCAAUAUCAAAACUUCUUUCUUUUUUUCUGGGGCAAGAGAUAGCUGUUGAGCUUCAAUCUAAAAUAAGUAAACACAGUGUGGCUCGUGAGCUUGUAGAUAUCCAUGAAUGUAUUCUCAAGGGUGAUUUCAACUACAACGACUUUCGACUGUUGGCGCGGCUCAUCAUCCAAAAAGCACCAGAUGUUGAUAUUUGGAAGGCUGUUCUUGAUCUCACAGUUACUAUCUCACAAUCAAUUCCUCCACUGACAAGCAUCCCCCCUUUCUUUACUGGCACGCCAGUAAAAUCAACCUCAUCAUCACAGAAAGACUCCGAGCAGACACGCGAGUUGGUGAAUAUGAGAAUCUUUGAGGAGAUAUGCGACUGCACAUUUCAGAAUGUUGAGGGCUUCUUCAACAAGUACUUCAAGGGAAAAGACUGGAGUGACAAAGCAGAUGCCAUCUGUCAACAUGUGCUAGCCCCAGACAGUGAUGGGAACUGGGCCCAGUUUCCUGAUCCUCCUAUGCAGAGUGAUGUCCUUACCUGGUGGUUUCAACUUCAAAAAUGCCUUCUCUCAGAAUCACGCAGCAUCUACAGCACCACAGUGAGCAAAGCAAAUCUUACUGGUUCAAAGACAGAAUGGCAACUUGACCUUCUUCUGAAAGCUAGAAGCACAAGCCUCUCACAAGACAAACAUGACUGGAGAGACAUCCUGGUGAUUGGUGAGCUGAAAAAAUCAGAGAAGGAGAUCAGGGCCAAAGAUACAUUGCUGCAGAUAAGCUGCUAUGUGUUUGUGGGCUACACCAUGAUGAGUGAUGAGGAGCUGGGACUGGACACCUUUAUUGCUAGAAAUGAAGAUGGCAGCAAAUCAAUAACCAUCAAAGAGUCUGAAUCCUCAGAGGAAUUGACACUGCGGCUGAGUGAAAUGCUUACCUUUCAGCAUGCCAUUGUGUGCUGUGGGACGACAUGUUUUCUCACAGAUGAUGGAGAAGUGGAGGGUGUAGCCAAGCUCUCAUGGGUAUCAGAUAAGUGGUGCCCAGAGGUGGAACUCCUCAAGCUAGCAGCUCAAAAAAACGUCCAAGGGAUUGCCAGGAUUAUUGGACACAGUACCAUCACCAGCAUAGCUGACAUGCGCUGCGGCCUGACCUUUGACAACAAGCACCAUGACUUCAAAAGUGCAACCUCCAGUAGAGUCUCCUCACUUCAUCAAUCUCAGCCAUCUGCUGAGCCCUGUCACUUGAAUAUUCAUCAAACAUCUUCCAGGAAAUGCAAAUAUCCAGGCAAGGGAAUGCAGGUGUCCAAACAACCACAUUUUGCCAGUCAAUCAUUGAGGACCUCUCAGCAGAACAAUGAACUUACUUUCUCCAUUCAGUCAGUGCACACACCAAGUCUCUUUGACAGGAAUGGCAAGGAACUCUAUGACAACUGUGUUCUCCGCUGUCUGGUGAUAUCACCUGCUGGCCGGCCAAUCUACAAGUACAAAUCACCCUUGGAGCUACUCAUGGCACUUCGUGAUGCAAUAAAGGCACAUCAGUCUCUUUACCUGGAUGGAAACAUCCUUCAUCAAGAUAUUUCAGAGAACAAUAUAAUAAUAACCAAUCCUGAAAAGACAGAUGGUCACUCUGGCAUGCUAAUUGAUCUGGACCUUGCCAAAGAAGUUGGAAGUGAGCAAAGUGGUGCAUGCUACUGGACUGGCACAAUGGAGUUCAUGGCAAUUGAAGUGCUUCUUAAUGUCAACCAUACUUACCGGCAUGAUCUUGAGUCUUUCUUCUAUGUGCUUAUCUGGCAGUGUGCCCAUAACAGCUGGAGAAAACUAAAUGAGCUACAGAGACAGAGACAGAGACAGCCACAAGACAGCUUGCUGAGAGAAUGGUAUACUGGAACUUAUGUGAAAAUUGCAACUUAUAAGCGAGGCAACAUGGAAGCUGGUGGAUUUGAAUUGGUUCUGCAGGAGUUUCCACUGGAAUUUGAGUGUGUCAAACAUCUCUGCAGGACCAUACGAGGUGUGCUGUUUCCUUAUGGGAAGGAAGGAAUGAUUGUUGGAACACCACAAGACCCAAAAAUACUCUAUGAUCCUAUUAUUAAGGCGUAUGAUGAUGCGAUAGCAGUGAUUGAAGCUUAA